Bicyclus anynana (squinting bush brown) is the source of this 7383-nucleotide messenger RNA. It is a transcript of the gene Acsl, whose product is annotated as long-chain-fatty-acid--CoA ligase 4. The transcript is spliced from 14 exons. Gene Ontology annotation, molecular function: palmitoyl-CoA ligase activity. NCBI's taxonomy places the organism in Eukaryota, Metazoa, Arthropoda, Insecta, Lepidoptera, Nymphalidae. Gene Ontology annotation, biological process: long-chain fatty acid metabolic process; neuron differentiation; long-chain fatty-acyl-CoA metabolic process. The coding region runs from base 176 to 2323 and encodes 715 amino acids. The record is from RefSeq and is a predicted model, not a curated record. Gene Ontology annotation, cellular component: plasma membrane; endoplasmic reticulum; lipid droplet.
UUCACUAUUCAGUUUCCGAACGGCCGUCGGGCGGCUUGGUCGUGUAACGUUUUUAAUUUUUUUUUAUUUAAAUUUUAUUUUUGAUUAUCAAAAUAUUACCAAGUGUCUGUGAUAUACUAUAAGGUGUUAGUUUAGUUACGUUUCUGCGAGCCGUUUAGAUUGAAGACGGAGAGACAUGUUUAUAGACGAGAAUGAUACGCCGGACGCGUGGUGGGUGUCGGCGGCGCUGCGCACCAUCCGCGCCGUGGUGCUGGUGUUCGACGUGCUCACCUUCCCGCUGCACCUGCUCGUGCAGCGGCCAUGGAGGAAACGCGCCCAGUCGCGCCGCAUCAAGGCGCGCAUUAUAGAGUCUAACGCGGACAGCAUCACAGUGCGCUCGAUCUCCGCGCCGUGCGACCUGCACCUGCGGCUGGUGCGCGACGGCGUCAACAGCAUGGAGUCCAUGCUGCGUGCUGCGGCCGCGCGCUGGCAGGAGCGGCGCUGUCUCGGCACGCGCACGGUGCUCAGUGAGGAGGACGAGCCGCAGCCAAAUGGACGCGUCUUCAAAAAGUACCGCAUGGGCGAGUACGUGUGGCGCUCGUACACGGACGUGGAGCGCGAGGCGCGGCAGUUCGGCGCCGGGCUGCGCGCGCUGGGCGCCGCGCCGCGCCGCAACGUCGUCAUGUUCGCCGAGACGCGCGCCGAGUGGAUGCUGGCGGCGCACGGCUGCUUCACGCAGAGCGUGCCCGUGGUGACGAUCUACGCCACGCUGGGGGACGAGGCGAUCGCGCACGGCAUCAACGAGACCGAAGUCUCCACCGUCAUCACGACGCACGAGCUGCUGCCCAAGUUCAAGAAGAUCCUGGCGCGGACGCCCCGCGUGGACACCAUCAUCUUCAUGGAAGACCAGCUCAAGGAGACGCCGAGGGACGGCUUCAAGGAGGGCAUCCGGAUCGUGGCUUACAAGGAAGUGCUGGAAUUGGGGAAACAAUCCAAGAUUGAGGGCGUGCCGCCGGCGCCGAGCGACACGGCCAUAGUGAUGUACACGUCGGGCUCCACCGGCGUGCCGAAGGGCGUGAUCCUGUCGCACCGCAACAUGGUGGCCACGCUCAAGGCCUUCGCCGACGCCAUGCCCAUCUGCGAGGGCGACGUGCUCAUGGGCUUCCUGCCGCUGGCGCACGUGUUCGAGCUGCUGGCCGAGAGCCUCUGCCUCAUCGGGGGCGUCCCGAUCGGCUACUCCACUCCGCUGACCAUGUUGGACUCGUCCAGCAAGAUCAUGAAGGGCACGAUGGGCGACGCCACCAUACUGAGGCCCACCUGCAUCACCACUGUGCCGUUGAUAAUGGACCGUAUCAGCAAGGGCAUAACGGACAAAGUGUCUCGCAGCGGGCCCUUCGCCAGCGCCUUCUUCAAGUGGGCCUACGCCUACAAGCAGGGCUGGAUGCGGCGCGGCUACGACACGCCCGUGCUCAACCGCGUGGUGUUCAAGAAGGUGCGCGCGCUGCUGGGCGGGCGCGUGCGGCUCAUGAUCUCGGGCGGCGCGCCGCUGGCGCCCGACACGCACACGCAGGUGCGCCUGUGCCUGUGCUGCGACGUGGUGGCGGGCUACGGCCUCACCGAGACCACCUCCUGCGCCACCGUCAUGGACCCGCUGGACAGGUCGACGGGGCGCGUGGGCGCGCCCGCCACGGGCACGGACAUCAAGCUGGUGAACUGGGUGGAGGGCAACUACCGCGUCAACAACAAGCCCUACCCGCAGGGCGAGGUGGUGAUAGGCGGCGACAGCGUGGCGGAGGGCUACUACAAGAACCCGGACAAGACGCGCGAGGAGUUCGUGGACCUGGCGGGCCGGCGCUGGUUCCGCUCCGGCGACAUCGCCGAGCUGCAUCACGACGGCUGCAUCAAGAUCAUCGACCGCAAGAAGGACCUGGUGAAGCUGCAGGCCGGCGAGUACGUGUCGCUGGGCAAGGUGGAGGCCGAGCUGAAGACGUGCCCCAUCGUGGAGAACAUCUGCGUGUACGGCGACAGCUCCAAGACCUACACCGUGGCGCUGCUGGUGCCCAACCCGCGCCACCUGGCCGAGCUGGCGGCGCGCGUCGGCCGGCCGCCCGCCGACUUUGACGAGCUGUGCCAGGACAGUGUCGUGGAGAAGGCCGUCGUCAAGGAGCUGGCCGAGCACGCGCGCAAAUGUGGGCUGGAGAAAUUCGAGGUGCCGGCGGCGGUGAAGCUGUGCACGGAGGUGUGGUCGCCCGACAUGGGGCUGGUCACGGCCGCCUUCAAGAUCAAGCGCAAGGACAUCCAGGAGCGGUACAAGGAGGACAUCAAGCGCAUGUACGCCUCGUGAUCUGACCUCCCCCCCACCACCACCACCACCGCGCGCCUCCGUGAGGUCGCGCCCUAAAAAAUAUUUUUUUUUUUGGGUAGAUUAAAAAAGUUGCGAACGUGUUAGUGUAGGCCGAGUCACGUAAAAAGAGCAUCUUCUUUAUAAUAAUUUUUUAUUGUUUGUUUUAGGUUGUGAUGAGCAAUUAUGUGGCGUUUUCAGUGCACUUGUAGAGAUAGUUGAAUUGCCAAAAUCAAUUUAACGUAUUAAAUUUGGUGAAUAGUGAUAGGUAUUUUUUAAAUUAUUAAUUUAUUUAUUGGAAACUAGUAUACCUCAAUAAUAUUCAUAAAUUUGGAAAACGGUGUUUUUGAAACGUCAUUACAUCUGUAAUUAAAAUUGUAGCGUUUUUUGUAAUGAGUGUGGGGUGAGAAUGUUAUUUAACUUGAUUUUUUAAAUUAAGUUUGUAUAUUUUAUUACUAAACUCUUCAAAUUAUAUUUUUAUCUAUAAAAAUACAUUUAAAAAAAUGUAUGAGUUUACGGCACAUUUCGUAAAAUACUAACGAUCUCGUAAAUUAGUGUUGUCGUACAAUGCACUGUUCGAUGUACUCUUUUUACGUGACUUGAUUUAUACGCAGUGCGAUUGAAACUUCAUUGUUGCACUUGUGAUCGUGAAUAAUUGUUUGCUUACGUAAUGACAUACGUAUUUGCGUUAACAGUUAAUUGUUUACAUAAGUAAGUGUUUACUGGCAGUGAAGUUUCAUUCGCAUAUGCAAUUGUUUUGCAUGUUACUCGUGUAGAUAGAUGUUUCUGUAAAUUUUAGCUUCUCCGAACCAAACGUCGAGAUUGUACUGAGUUUACACUUCGUUAGAGUUAUUUGUAUAUUGAGCACAUCACAUUAAUAGGAGAUUGUAUAAUAAAGAAAUUAAUGAAUAUCCUGUCAUGCCAACCUUUGAGAAUUCCUAGAUUUAAUAUUGAAUAUAGUCCGGUUCAAAAUGGUGUGGAGUGAAAUAAUGGUUUUGAAAUUUAUUAUUGUGAAUUUGGGGAAUGACAAAAUAAAAACUAAACAGUAAAAAGUCUAAUUAUAGCGUAAUUAAUAAAAACUUUUAAUUUUUAUAAUCAAGAUUUAUUUAUACUAUAAAUCAAGUAGGUCUAGCUUAAAGGUUUUUUUUUGUUAUGUUUUUCGUUUUAAAAUUUCAUAACCAGGUGUUUUUAAGAUUUGAAUAAAAAAAUAUUUCCCAACAUACAGACAAUUACUACUAAAGGAAAAAGCAGGUGUUAGAUAGUUUCUCCACGUAAUUUUGAACCUGAUUAUAACUAGCGGAACUUUAGUUUUAAAUAAUUGUUAGUUUGAAACUUAAAAAUAAAAUAAUGAAAAAUUUAAACAUGAUUUACUUUCGGUCCACAGUUUCUAUUUGUUAAAUUUUUGAUAAGUCUUGUACAUAUUUAUUUAUGUUUAUAUUAAAAUUUGUAGUCUGUAUCAUAUUUUACGUGUAAUUUUACGGGGUACAUGACUAAUAUUACAAAAAUCAAAAAAGACAAAAUGCUUAAUAUUGAAAAAAUACUAGCACUACAUGGUUUACAGUAGACAUCUUAACUUUACUUUACGUCUCCUUUUUUAUAAAUUGAAAUGGAUGUUUUUUAAUCAAUAUUAAUUUUUUAAAAUAUCUUGAUUGAAUAAAAAUAAGGCAGAUCACAAACACAGAUAUUUAUAUUGUGUGAUUUUAUAUCUGAUAAUGCAUUUUACGGCCUAUACACCACGAUAGUGUAAAAUAUGUUAUAAAAAGUUAAUAAUUAAUUUUUCAAGUCAUGGACCCUUGUAACGUCGAUAGAUUGCUUAUCUUGUCAGAAAUUAGAAUGAAAUUAUGAUUAAAUGAAUAUAAACUAAUUAGAUCUGAUGUCGAUCGGUCGUUCGAGCGACAUUUUACUCGUUAUGUAUAAAAUAUAACGCUGUCUACUUGUUCGAUUCAGUAUGAACUGGUGUUGAAGCUGACCGCACAUACACAGUGUCGCUAGUCGCUGAGUCUAGUCAAUAAUGCACGAAGCGAUUAUCUAGAACUUUUACAAAAAGGAGUCUUCAUUCUCCAAAUUUUAAUUCGUUAAAAUUUUAAAAUGAUUGUUUGUAAAAUAUUUAAUGAUUGUAUCUACUACGUUUACGUAGAAAUUGGAGAUGAAAUAUUCCUUUUUGAACAAUGUAUUUCAAUAGAUCAGAACAACAUCUGUCGCUCAUGCAUUUUUCCUUCAAUUGAUUUUUAUCAGUUUGUUGCCUGGAAUAUACUGUGUUGCUUGCAUUCGAGAAACUCUUCUUGUGUAAUUUAACUUUAAGCAAGUAGCGCGAGCGACUUCCUACAAAUGUGCGGGCACCCUUAAUACACGUUAAGAAAUUGCAAUCGCAAUGUUUUUAUUAUUAUAAUGAUUAUUCGUGGACAUUUUUGUAUAAAACUCGUUUAAAUUAUAAAUGCAAAUAGAUAUUAUUUGUAGAAUUGAAUGUCACACUGUAGAUAGGGACGGCAGCGGUGUUCGCGUUACGGAACGCUUGUUUGAGCCUUGAACGGAUUUAACAUUUUCAUGUUUGUGAUGUAUAUAAUUGUAAAAGUUUAAGAAAUAUAUAAUUAUACUGGAGGCUUAUAUGCCGUCUUGAAAAAACAAAGUGUGAUAUAAAGCUGAAUAUGGAAAUAAUCUUUCAAUAUUAUUUAGUUUUACUAUAGAUAUUUCAGUACUUUUCCAUCUAUUUAAUUUUUUAGUAUGAAAAGUACAGUAAAAUAUUUGAUAAUAAAAUCUUAAUAAGUGAGUACAACUUGUUAUUUAAACCAAUUACACCUAAUUCUUUUUGAGACGACGUAUAACUUAUCCAGUUGUUAGAAUUGUUUGGCUGAAAUAAGGACUAAAAGUCAGUUCCGUAGCGCGAACAUGAGAAACAAAUUGGAACAUUGUUUAGACUAAGUUAUUGUUUUUAGUACUUAGAGGGAGGGGAGCCACUGUUGUAAACUAUUCCGCAAUUAUGCUUUUAUUAUAUUAUAAUGUUAUAUUGUAUUUACGUGGCGAUUCGCGCAAUCGGUUAACCAAACUGUUUUAGUUCGUAUCUAUAUUUGUCGUGUCUAUGUAUUCUCAACGUCUAAGCUCGCUGUUGCGUUCGUCGACGAAUCGUAUUUGUCAUAAUAUUAUUGGAUUAUUGGGCUAUAUUCAAUUUAGACCCUCAUCUCAUUUUUUUUUGGAAAUUUUAAUUGAUUGAACCGUUUGGUUCAAUCAAUUAAAAUUAAUUUAACAACUCUGUUAUUAAAGUAAAAGAUUUUACGGUAAUGUUGAUUAAUCUAAGAUGUUUGGAGAAAUACUAAUAAUUUAACGCUAUGACAAUAUCUUUUCAAAAAUAAAUUAAAGUCAACGCCGAAGUCGCAAGUUGAAAUUGAAAUCUUAAAAUAAAAAACAUUACAGAUUUGUUUUAAAUAUUUGUUUAACGACACUUGACGUAACAGAAUUUGAAUUUCACUACAAAUAAAUUUAUAUUCAUAGUUUUUAUUCUUAGAAUUGAAAUUCUUUUUCAUCGCACUUUAUUAAACUAGAUCGGUUUUCUGCUAUAAAAAGUUCAAUGUGACAAAUACGAGUAUGUUUGAGUUUGCCGACGGCUCAACGUUGACAGCGAGGUUGACGCUUAUAGAAUACGAUAGAAAAUUAGUUUUGUUGCGAUGUGUUUAAUGAUGAGCGAGUGAGAGGAAGUUGUUAUUUGUCUAUAAUCUAGCUACUGGGUGUUGUAAUGCGACUGCGCUGUUUGUAGUACUACCAUUUGCCUGUACUGCGGUAAUUUUGACUUUAAUUUAAUAUCUGUCUAGUGAGAAAUGUAAUAAAAUUACACAAAGCUUUUGGUCUUGGAUGGCGAUAAAUAUCAGUAUGAGAAAAUUAUACCGUCUUUAAGUUCAAUAAAUUAAAUAUAAGUAAUCAAACAUUGUAUUCUGUACUCAAAUUAACAAACAAUCACUCUAACUCAUAGUACAGGAGCUGGUGGCAAUAUAUUCGCAGCGCAGUGACAGUCGACUGUCGUAUGGCAUUUAACUGGCGCUUGUCGCAUUUGGCCGCGCAUUUAAACCCCGAUAUUAUCCGUUACAUAGGUAUAUUGUAAUAUAUUAUAACUAUCAUGCAAUCUUAUACUGUGUCGGCGACUCCAUUGCUGUUGUGUUGGACAGUAAACAUUCACUGAGCUCUCAAAAAUACGUUAUGAAUUUAAGAUGUUUAUUUUUUUAAUUUGGUAAGGAGCUCAGUCUUAAGUACUUUUUAUUUGAUCAAAUUGAAAUCUAUAUCUAAAUAAACUACUAAGUAAUAUGUAUUUAAACUUAAGACUACUUGAUUUCUUUUGUGAAUGUAACAAGUGAUUUUGAGCAAACCUUGCUAUAUGCUGUCCAGAUACCUUAUUUAUAAUUUGUUACUUUUUUAUUGUAACAAUAUUUUACCAAUAAUACUUUCUUGAUACAAAUCUUUGUUGUUUUGACAUGUAUUCAAACAUUUUUAAAUUCCUGACAUUCCAUAUGGGUAAAACGGUAUCCAUAAUAAAAACCAAUAACUCUUAGACUAUAAUAACGUUUCUAUUUCUACAUAACAGCAAUGGACAUCGCAUUCGUAAUAUUAGAUAUUAAUAAAAUAAAUCAAAUAAUAUUUGCGUAUUGGAGCUACUGUAACUAAAGGUCGCUUCAAACAAUCGUCAUUUUACGCUUCACGUACGCUUGUAUGCUCGCGAACAGCAAAUUAUUUUAUUUGUUUGACCAUGACCAAUGAGUUCACAUCUUGUAGUUACUACGACUGCAGUUACUGUGGUCGCAGACAAGCGUAGGCCAGGCGUAUGUCAGGCGUACAAUGACGAAUAGGAGUCGAUCAGGCGCUGUCAGUAGACAAGAGUCACUCGAUGUUAGCGUCAUAUUUUUCGAUGUUAAUACAUUUUAAAUCGAAUACAAUUUGAAUGUUUCAUAAUUAUCAUAAUUAUUGUAAGUAGGAGACAUUAAUUGCUCAGUUUGUUUUGUGUUUGAAAUUUUUAAAAAUUUCAACUGAUAAAAAUAAACAUUUUUGUAUUAUUUAUUCAAUAAAUGUUAAUAAAAUCAGAA